Messenger RNA from Coccinella septempunctata (seven-spotted ladybird), 3909 nucleotides. RefSeq names its product phosphatidylinositol-binding clathrin assembly protein LAP-like. The transcript is spliced from 13 exons. The coding region runs from base 336 to 2330 and encodes 664 amino acids. Lineage: Eukaryota; Metazoa; Arthropoda; Insecta; Coleoptera; Coccinellidae. Gene Ontology annotation, cellular component: synaptic vesicle; clathrin-coated pit; extrinsic component of presynaptic endocytic zone membrane. Gene Ontology annotation, molecular function: SNARE binding; 1-phosphatidylinositol binding; phosphatidylinositol-4,5-bisphosphate binding. The record is from RefSeq and is a predicted model, not a curated record. Gene Ontology annotation, biological process: clathrin coat assembly; clathrin-dependent endocytosis; synaptic vesicle budding from presynaptic endocytic zone membrane.
GUCAGAUGUUACUUUAUUUGAUUGAGGAUUGACGUGUGUGGACUGCAAGAAACUGUCGAUUGUCGAUUCUCAUUCAAGCAGUCAAAAUAAUUAGUUUCUGUUCGCCGGUUGUUACACAAAAUUGUAAUGUAAUUUCAUCCAUAUAGCAAAAUUUGAAAACCUCAAUUGUUCUGAAGGUGCCCAGAUACGAAUCAAUUCUUCACUUCAGUUAUGAUAUUUACUGUUUCUUCGAUACCUGUGUAAAAAGUAUAUUUUCAAAUCAGUGACAGUUUUAGUGGAAGUGUCACAGUGUUCAAGGUUGAAAAGCUGAAAAUUUAUCGCAUAAAAUAGCAACAAUGACUGGAAGGAUGGCAGGACAAACGAUAAAUGAUCGUCUUUUAGCUGCUAAACACAGUAUAGCCGGCCAAGGACUCGCCAAGUCGGUCUGCAAAGCCACCACAGAAGAGAUGAUAGGGCCCAAGAAAAAACAUUUAGAUUAUUUAUUACAUUGUACCAACGAACCGAACAUAUCAGUCCCACAACUAGCCAAUCUACUCAUAGAGAGGUCACAAAAUACUAAUUGGGUGGUGGUUUACAAGGCUCUGGUAACUGUCCAUCACAUGAUGUGUUACGGAAAUGAGAGAUUCACACAAUACCUGGCAUCCAGCAAUAGCACCUUCCAGCUCAGCAAUUUUUUAGAUAAGAGUGGAGUUCAAGGAAACCAAGGACAUAAAAAUGGAUAUGACAUGUCCCCUUUCAUCCGACGAUACGCGAAGUAUCUCAACGAGAAGGCCAUUUCGUACAGGACGGUGGCGUUCGAUUUCUGCAAGAUCAAGAGGGGAAAAGAGGAUGGGAUGCUCAGGACGAUGAACACCGACAAGCUGUUGAAGACUUUACCGGUACUCCAGAAUCAACUGGACGUACUCCUGGAGUUCGAAUGUUCCUCAAACGAUCUAACGAACGGCAUCAUCAACAUGUGCUUCAUGCUGCUCUUCAAGGAUCUAAUCCGACUUUUCGCCGGUUAUAACGAUGGAAUCAUAAAUUUAUUAGAGAAAUUCUUCGACAUGAAUAAGAAGCAGUGCAAGGAGGCGUUAGACAUAUACAAGAAGUUCCUGGUCAGGAUGGACAGAGUUUCGGAAUUUCUCAAAGUUGCAGAGAAUGUCGGAAUAGAUAAGGGGAAUAUCCCGGAUCUCACGAAGGCGCCAAGCAGCCUGCUCGAGGCUCUGGAGCAACACCUGUCGCAGAUGGAAGGAAAGAAGAGUUCGUCUUCGGCCGCUUCCUCUCAAUCGUCCAGUAACCAGAAAAACGUCAAGUCCGGCGUCACCGCCCUCACGUCUACCAGUAGCGCCUUCGGAACUAUCGCCAACAGCAAGUUCGACAAUCUCUCGAAUGGCAUAGACGAGAACUUGAAACUGCAGGCGUUGCUCGAAGAAGAAGCCGCGAUGAAUCAGUUUAAGUCGAAGGUCUCUCCCACAUCGGGUGGCAACCCCUUCAUGAGCAAUUCUUCGUCUUCGGUCAGUACCCCGAGCGCCGCCGCCUUGGAUCUAUUUUCCGCCGAGCCGAACGUCUUGCAACAGCACAACGUGUCGCAUAUGCAGUCCAAGCCUUCGGACGAUCUCUUGCAACUCUCCAAUCCUUUCAUGGACGCUUUUUCCAACGCGCAACAGCAACAACAGCAGCCUAUCAUGGGCACUGCCAAUUUCGCCGCUGGGAAUAACAAUGCAUGGGCGCCAAACGGUCAAAGUAUGGUGUCCAACAGCUCGUUUGUGUCAGAUACCAACUUCGCCUCGGUGUUCGGCAGUUCCGAACCUAAAAAUAAUUUCGAUGGAUUAGGCGGCGUACUCCAACCCAUGUCCGCUGGCAACGGAAUGAACUUGUUCAACAACAACACGAACAACCCCUCGCCGACAAACACGAACGCCAAAAACCAGUUCAACACUAACGGCAACAACAAUCCCGACAGCGGAAAGUUGGUUUCUGGAGAUCUAGAAUCCAGCCUCGCCUCCCUGGCGGAAAAUCUUACCAUAAACCCCAGGGUGCAACCAGUGAAGGGCGUUCAGUGGAAUUCCCCGAAGGGCGGUUCGAAGACCGGCAACAGUUGGACGCCACAGCCCAUGUCCGCGACGACUGGCGCCGGGUAUAAACCGAUGAAUCAGUCCAUGACCAGUCCCACCUUCAACGCAUCAACUUUACAACCGCCUGCGUUUCCUUCAAUACCAACAGUUCAGCCAGUGAUGGUGAUGCGCCCCAUGGUGGGCAACGCGGUGAUGAUGCCCCAGAUGCCGCAGAUGGGCGCCAUGUCGCCGAACGCCAACCAGAUGGCGCAACAGCAGUCCUUGUUGUUUCACUGAAUCCCCAAACACGAAAGUAUUUUAUGCCAUAAUAUAUCGAAACUAUUGUAUUUUGUAUAUAGAUAUUUCGGAAUUUAAAAAUAUUGAAACAAUCAUGGGUACAAUAAUGUAUGUAGUUUAGGUUGUAUCGUAUAUUGAUUUCGGAAAAUGCUUGGAAAAGCCGGGAUGUUGUUUAUCUCUCUUUUGGGUUCGGAUGGAGUCCAUUGUUUAAGGGUGAGAAAAUUAUCCGGUCUAAUGACUGACAAUAAAAUUGUGAUAAAAGUUGAUCGGCACGUUAUUUGAUUUUUUGUCGAAAUUUCAGUGGAUUAUUGAAGUUGAUCAAGGGAAUUUAGAAAAAUGAAUGAAAUAUAUUUAUUAUCAUCCAUUUUUUCAUAAAUUUAAGUUUGUUAUAUGGAAUUCAGACCUAUAUGGGGGUUUUAUUUGUUACAUUAAGAAAUAUCAUGGAAAAGUUGAAAAUAAAGAGUUGUGCAAAUCAACGAAUUCAUGAGGCUCUAAAAAGGUUUGUUUAUUCAGAUGUUUAUUGUUGAAUUGGAUCUUCAAUUUGAACCCGAACAUUCCUAGACAGUUUUAACGUAGGUUCUCAGGUUGCCAAGUGCUGUUUUCAAGCAUUUAUCCCCUAUUAGAACAUAUAUUUUGUACAUAUCUGUUGAAAAUCGAUUGUGAUUUUUGUCAUAUCCAAUAUUUUUAUAAGAAUUCAAGUGAUUCAGGUGAAUCUUUUUUUGCUAUAAUCUUCUUCAUUUUAUUCGUGGAAAAAGCCAAAAAAAUUUUGAGAUUAUUGUUCAUGUGGAUGAAGAAGGAACAUUUGGUGUUGUUCGUUCAACUCGCAGCACAGCCAUUUUUGGAUAAAAAAGUGUUUGUCCACGUAACAAGAGAAACAAACUACUCGCAGAGUGCAAUAUCAACAUGUAUACGUCUAUCUACAGAAUAUACAAGUAUUUAGCAACAUAUUUUUAUAUUGAUUUUUAACGAUUCAUGCUCAGUUCCAUUUUUCCUUUAUUCAGUACAGAAAUUGAUUUUGAUGAGAUUACGGUGAUUUCACCAAGGCCUGGGCUGUUGACUAGACGGCCAUUCUAGAAAUAUUCGUAGAUGAUAUACUCUUUACACUGAAAAUUGAGUAAGUGGUGAAACUUGCCCCACCCUUUUCAUGUACCAAGACAAUAAUUGUGGUCCACUCGAAACUAACCAACCUCAAGUAUUCAAACAUACCUAUUCACUGUUUUUACGAAACGCUCAUCAAAAAUUUUCGGGCUUGGACGGUGAGUAAAACGUUAUUUGGCUGUGUACUCUAACUUAAUUUCGUACUAUUUUUUCUUUUUUGGAUUGGAAAAUUGUUAUAGUUGCAAUUAAUGCCUCCGUUUUUGGUGAGCAGUUUCAACUUGGUGGUUUUUGGAUGUCUUUGUUGCACAAUUUCUUUUUAUGCACAAGUGUUCCAACAUUUCUGUCAGUGUGAGUUUACAUUAAGAGAUGUAUUGACUAGCUACUGUUUAUGAAUUAUUUUAUACGUCUAUUUACCUAUUCAUUUUUGCUUCUUUUGGAGACAAGUCUGUUAGUAAAUGUAAUAAUAAAUGAAUUAUGUGAA